Mangifera indica (mango) is the source of this 986-nucleotide messenger RNA. RefSeq lists its product as uncharacterized. NCBI's taxonomy places the organism in Eukaryota, Viridiplantae, Streptophyta, Magnoliopsida, Sapindales, Anacardiaceae. The coding region runs from base 205 to 888 and encodes 227 amino acids. The transcript is spliced from 2 exons. The record is from RefSeq and is a predicted model, not a curated record.
GAACGAUGACAAGAUGGCCAUUUAAUGAAGGAAAGGACUGGAGCUGGAAGAAUCCAUAACACGUGACCACAUUCCUACCAUAUUCGUUUUGCUUUCAUUUUAUUCCUCCUCCGUCUCGCCAUCACCACCACAACUGUUCUCACCCUCAUAACUCUAUACGGAUUUUAUUCCUCAUCUCUGAAACCCCUCUCUCUUUCUCUUUUAAUGGCAGAAUCCCAUCAUAAACUCUCUAUUUGCCUCUUAACAGCCAUGGAUUAUCUUUGGUUUCACCAUGCCAUUCUCCUCUCACAACCCACUUCGCUCCUUGUUCCAAAAGCACCCCUCAAAACACACUCUCUAUCACCCAACCAAUAUUCUUUAUCGUCAACGCCUGUAGAUAUUCAAGACCCAGAAAAAUCAUCAGCUUCUGCUCAAGUUUCCCCACUGGUUGAAGAUUCUAACGAUAAGAUAAAAGGGAAGGAAGUGAACCUGAAAGAAAGGCCAACCAGAUUGAAUGCGUUGCAGAAGUCGAUGAGCUGUAGGAGUAUGUGGGAUCUGGAGCUUGAAGAAGUGAAAGGGUUUAUGGAUCUUGGAUUCAUAUUCAAGAAGGAAAAUCUAAACCCCCAAAUGAUACGCGUUGUCCCUGGUUUGCAAAGAGUUAAAAGUUUUAAAAAUAAACCCUGCCGCAGUACAAAACCAGAAUUUGAUGCUGAAGAUAUUGAAGAAGAUGAACAUGAACAUGAGAAAGGUAUUAUGAGACCAUAUUUAUCAGAGGCAUGGCUAAUAAAGAGACCCGACUCACCACUGCUAAAUUUAAAAAUUCCAAGAGUUAUUACGGCAGCUGACAUGAAGAAACACUUAAAAUUUUGGGCCAAAAUAGUUGCAUCAGAAAUUCAGCAAGAAUGUUAGCAUUAUCAGUUCUUCGUAACAAAUCUUAAGAAUAGAUUGACCACUGUAAAAAAGAAGUAUAUAUGUUGAAUGAAUGCAUAAAUAAACAAAGGUUUUCA